AUGCGCGCACUAUCAGACGAGUAUCUGAACGAGUGGAAUUUUUCCUGGCGCAGUAUCUGGAGUUAUAGAAUGGCGCCCAUACACUUUGUGUCGCUCAUUUCUCGUGACGAUAAGCCGCUUUAUAUCCAGCUGUUUGAUGCAGAUAUGGAGACGGCAGACCCACUAAAGAAAACUGAAAAUGCAAACAAGUUCCUCAAGUACAACUUCCUUUCGCAUAUGGCUGUGGAUGUGUUCGCCUCUCCUGUUUCUCUUAACUUGCGCGAGCAACAGCAGAGUGACGGGGUCCUUCUUUUGUUCAUUCAAGAUGAUGUCACAGUUUACGGGUUAGAGACAAACAAUGGCUUGAAGAUUGUCGUAGGUACAAGUGGAGACGAUGCGCCUUCUGCUGCAUUGAAAACGCUCUUUUCCAAUCUCCACAAAAGCUACCUCAAGGCAAUCUGCAACCCAUUUGCUGACUUGGAGGGGCAGAACUCAGAAAAGGCACUACAAUCUGCUCGUUUUGACCGGAACAUAGCACAGAUCGUGGAAGAAUGGAAUAAAUAA
Molecule: messenger RNA, 543 nt
Organism: Clavispora lusitaniae ATCC 42720
Lineage: Eukaryota; Fungi; Ascomycota; Pichiomycetes; Serinales; Metschnikowiaceae
Biological process (GO): endoplasmic reticulum to Golgi vesicle-mediated transport
Cellular component (GO): TRAPP complex; nucleus; cytoplasm
Source: RefSeq, a predicted model, not a curated record